Molecule: messenger RNA, 826 nt
Organism: Eurytemora carolleeae
Lineage: Eukaryota; Metazoa; Arthropoda; Copepoda; Calanoida; Temoridae
Product: monocyte to macrophage differentiation factor
Exons: 10
Coding region: 1-609 (202 amino acids)
Cellular component (GO): membrane
Source: RefSeq, a predicted model, not a curated record
AUGAAAGAUGGCAGGCUACUUCUACUUGUGGUUCCUACCUUUUAUCUCAGCAUAUGUUUGAUCAACGUAGCAGAUAAUGCUCUUGAAUACUGGGCAGCUCUUGUAUAUGGAUUUGUUCUGACAGGUUUAUUUACUGUUUCUACCGUUUUCCAUACUGUUGCAGCAUUUAGUUCGAACAGGUUGUGGCGCAAUAUAUUUCAUAGAAUGGAUAGAGCUAUGAUAUAUAUCUUUAUUGCUGGCUCCUACACCCCCUGGCUUCAUCUUAAAUCUCUGUCUGGGAUAUCCUCAGAGCUUAGAUGGGCUGUUUGGGUGCUAGCAACAUUGGGAAUACUUUAUCAGCAAAUUUUUCAUGAAAUGUACAAGGCUUUGGAAACAUUUUUUUAUGUUGUUAUAGCUCUGCUUCCAUCAUUAGCAGUUUUCGAGAUGGAUGAUUCGGGCGGUUUAUUCGAGCUAAAGGUGGGAGGAGUUAUCUAUAUGACAGGAGUUGUCUUCUUCAAGUGUGAUGGUGUAGUUCCUUUAGCCCACGCAAUCUGGCAUGUUCAUGUAGUGUUCGGAGCUUUAAUUCAUUACUAUGCUGUCUCCGCCUACCUUAUAGUGGAGGAGGUGUAAGAAAAGGUCACAGUUUUAUAAAUUCGCAGAGAGAAAAUCUUCAAAACCACUCGUAGUCCAACAUAAUUUUAAUCCUUAAAGGGACUGUAAGCGUAAUUUUAAGUGACCCUCCUAGAUACGCACCGGUACCCUUUACAGCUCUGUCUGAUCAAGGAUGAAUUUAAUUUGCAAAUUAUUAUUCAUUUAAACAGCUCCGUUUCAUUUGUGGUUUCUCUGC